This is a messenger RNA of Drosophila subobscura, 1213 nucleotides long. RefSeq names its product glycosyltransferase-like domain-containing protein 1-like. The coding region runs from base 51 to 1196 and encodes 381 amino acids. The record is from RefSeq and is a predicted model, not a curated record. Gene Ontology annotation, molecular function: glycosyltransferase activity. The transcript has 3 exons. NCBI's taxonomy places the organism in Eukaryota, Metazoa, Arthropoda, Insecta, Diptera, Drosophilidae.
UUAUGUACCUAAUAAUAUUAACCUAAUCUUGUGCCACCUGCAGCUCGGACAUGUCCUCAGUCAAGCCGCAGAUUUUAAUAAUAGAGCCAUUUUAUGGCGGAAGCCAUAAGCAGCUAAUAGACACGUUGGUGGAGUGCCUGAAUCUAACCAACUAUGAACUUUUCAGCCUACCGGCAAAAAAGUGGCACUGGCGUGCCCGCACCUCUGCACUCUUCUUUUCGCAGCUUAUUCCGUUCGAUCACAAUUACAAAGUGCUCUUCACGAGCUCAGUUCUUAGUUUGGCAGAGCUAAUAGGUGUGCGUCCCGACCUGAUAGCAUGUAGGAAGAUUGUCUACUUUCAUGAAAAUCAGCUCGUGUACCCUGUGCGCGAAGUGAAAACGCGCGAUUGUCAGUACGGAUUCAACGAGAUACUCUCCUGUUUGGCGGCAGACAUAGUACUCUUUAAUUCCAACUUUAAUCGCACAUCAUUUCUGGACAACGUGCAGCCCUUUCUUAAUAUUCCGCCGGAUUUCAAGCUGAAGCACAUUCGCGAGAAAAUUGAAAAUAAGUGUGAGGUGCUUUACUUCCCCAUUAAAUUUCAUGCCUUAACCAACGAUCGUCGCAUUGUGGAUGUGAAACUUAAUGCGGAUGCUAACCUUGACCAAGAUUGCUUGCAUUUGAUAUGGCCCCAUCGUUGGGAGCACGACAAAAACCCAGAUCUGUUGGUUGAAGUCCUUCUCGAGUUGAGCAAUCGGCAGGUCAACUUCAAGGUUACCAUCUGUGGCGAGAGCUACCAGGAAGUGCCAGAGGCCUUUGAGGGAAUACGGGAAAAACUGGGGUCCAAGCUCAUUAACUAUGGGCACCUAUCGCGCGAAGAGUACAUAAAGUCGUUGCUUGCCGGGGACAUAGUCAUAUCCACGGCAAGCCAUGAGUUCUACGGUGUGUCCAUGCUAGAAGCUACCUACUGCGGCUGUUACCCCGUUGCCCCUAAUAAGCUGGUAUACCCCGAAAUCUAUCCAAAGCCAAAUUUGUACAGCACGACAAACUCUCUGAUAAAAAUGCUGUACAAUUGGUGCCGCAGUCCGGAACAUUUCCGCAGGCACCGCGUUAAAUUCUUCGAGUCAUUUUCGUUUGACAAGUACUCUGCAGAGCACUUAGUGCCCAAAUAUCUCGAUAAAAUGGGGAUCUCGAGUAAUUUACGGCAGAGUGAAAGCUAAUGCAAACUCACCAAUCG